GAUAUCAAAUCUCCAACUGCCAACAUUGCUGCUGCCAACCAAACCCUUACAACUGUCUGCAUUCAAACGAGACCUCACAUAAUUCGUCGAAUUUCUUCAUCAUCCAGCGUCUUCGAUCACACCCGACACAAAAAAACAAUGGCAGACGCCGAGGCCGGCAGCGCGCCAGUCGCCCUCUUCAAGAAGCGAGGCGCAAAGGGCAAGGCGAACCUGCGCAAGCGACCAGCAACUCCUCCCCCGGCCGCCAGCGACAGCGACAGCGACUAUUUAUCCUCAGAAGACGAGGCCGGCCAGAGAGUCAAGCGGCGCAAGAAGACGGCCGUCGUCACCGCCGCGGCAAGGGGAGCCGCCCCCAGCAACCAGGACGGCGGCUCUGCGGUCUUUACGGCGGACAGAAGCGUGCCCAUUGCCGACAGCAACGACGCGACGAAGCAGAGCAACUGGUACGACGAAAACGCAAAGGACGCGCUGUCGGCGAAGAACCUCCUCGGCUCGGCUCGAGCUUCAAAAGACGACCAGCCUGAUGGCACAUACAAGGGACUGGCGAACCAGACUUCGUUUAUACAGAAGAACCCAGACGCUCCUCGGAAGACCGUUGGUCCCGUCAAGGCACCUACAAACAUCAGAACUGUCACGAUAACGGACUAUGCCCCUGAUACGUGCAAAGAUUACCGCAUCACCGGUUUUUGCGGAUACGGUGAUAAUUGUAAGUACGUACAUUCGAGAGAUGAUCUCAAGGCAGGAUGGCAAUUGGAUCAGGAGUGGGAAAAAGUCACCAAGGGCAAGAAGAACCUCGGAGGAACCGUGGUGGCCAGCGCCAACCGGAACAAAUCAAAAGCAGAAGACGAGGAUGAGGAUGACGAUGCGAUUCUUGAGAGCAUUCCGUUUGCCUGCAUCAUCUGCCAGGAAUCCUACAAGGAGCCAGUCAUCACAAGGUGUGGGCACUACUUUUGCCUGCCCUGCGCUCUUCAGAGAUACAGGAGAGAUCCAACAUGUGCGGCAUGCGGAUCAGGAACGAAUGGCGUGUUUAACUCGGCGACGAGACUGAAGAAGCUGUUGGAGAAGAAGCGGGAGAGGGCAGCAAAGAGGAGACAGGAAGCCAUUGAGAGAGGGCAAGAAGUGAGUGAUGAAGAGGAGGAGGAAGAAGAUGAAUGAACUGAACUGAACUGAACUGAACUGAAAUGAAAUAAACGAAUGGAUAAUGUUCAUUGGGUAUAUAUAAAGAAGGAUAUAAUGAGAGAGACCAAAAAUGGUACAUACUCUUUUUGCUGAUAGACACGGCUUGAUUCCUGCAUUGGAGCCGUUUCUCCAGAGCAAAGCCUACAUACAAUAAAUUCACUGCAUUAGCAC
This is a messenger RNA of Trichoderma harzianum CBS 226.95, 1350 nucleotides long. RefSeq lists its product as hypothetical. Gene Ontology annotation, cellular component: U2-type spliceosomal complex. Gene Ontology annotation, molecular function: metal ion binding. Bases 139 to 1155 code for a protein of 338 amino acids. Gene Ontology annotation, biological process: snoRNA splicing. NCBI's taxonomy places the organism in Eukaryota, Fungi, Ascomycota, Sordariomycetes, Hypocreales, Hypocreaceae. The record is from RefSeq and is a predicted model, not a curated record. The transcript is spliced from 2 exons.